CGGCGCCGCGCUUCCGUAGAGCCGGGGCAGCAUGGCGGCGGGCGGGGCGGCCGAGCUGGCUCAGGCCCUGAGCCGGCCCCUGAGCUGCCUGCAGGGUCCCGAGUGCGGCCGGGCGGCGCGGCUCCGGGCUCUGGAGGCCAUCCGGACCGAGGUGCAGGAGCGGCCGCUCUCGUCGGAGGCGGUGCAGGAGGUUUUCGAGACGCAGUUGGUGCGGCCGCUGGCGCGCUGCCUGGCGGGGGACGCGGCGGAGCGGUGCCGGGAGCUCGCGCUUCAGCUCCUCCUGCACGGGCUGAGCCGCUGCGAACGGCCCGGAGAGGCGCUGCCCGUUCUCCUGCCGGUCCUCGCGCAGCGCCUCGGCACGCCGCAGGGCGCGGAGUCGUGCGAGGAGCUGCGCCUCGGCCUGCUCCAGCUGCUGGGGCUGCUGCUGCGGCGCGGCGGGGCCGCCGUGGCCCCGUACCUUUCCGAUGUGGUCGGCAUCCUGCAGGCCGCUCUCCUCGACCACUACGCCGAGGUCAGGCGGGAGAGCUGCAGGUGCGCCGUGGCCUGCGCCCAGGCCGUGCCAGAGCACUUCCAUAUGCAGUCAGAAUCUCUGAUAAAGCCCUUAAUGCAAACAAUUUCACACCAGCACUACAGAGUUCGUGUGGAUGUAAUUCAGGCUACUGGAGCAGUGAUACAGUUUGGAAAUGGGAAGUCUGUGGAUGAUGUUCUGUCUCAUUUGGCCCAGCGAUUAUUUGAUGAGAUUCCCAAGGUUCGACAAGCGGUAACAACCGUCAUUGGAGAAUGGCUGCUGCACCUCCGGGACAGAUACUCCUAUUUUCACAAGUUGAUCCCUCUGUUACUCAGCAGCAUUACCGAUGACAUUCCUGAAAAUGUGACGCUGGCUUGGACUUACUGGGAAAAGAUAGGCUUGCAGUGGGAGAAGGAGAAUGAAGAAGAUCUGAAGGAUAAGAUGGAUUUUAGUGUUCCACCAUCUCAUUAUCCCAAAGGAGUGACUCGACCAGGACUGGGCUGUCGGGAACUCGUGUCGAGAAACCUCUCCAAAGUCCUUCCAGGUCUCUGUCGUGAUCUAACAGACUGGGUUGGAAGCACAAGGGUGAAAGCAUCCCAGCUUCUGUGUGUGUUACUGCUGCACGCGGAGGACCACAUAACACAGCACAUGGAGCUGCUUCUCAGAGCUUUGUAUCAAGCGUGCUCGGAUGACGAAAGCGAGGUGGUUAGGAAUUGUGUGAAAGCAGCAGAAUUGAUUGGAACGUUUGUCAGUCCUAAAGUAUCUUUGAGAUUAAUCACAUCAGCCUUUGGGAUAACGCCUAAGCCGUCGUGUUUAAUGGUUCUAGCUGCAGUGAUUCGAGGUAGCCCAAAAGAAAUCUUGCAGCCUCAUUUGACUGAGCUUGGCGACACGCUGUCACAAGCUGGAGUUUGUCAGCAAUCUGAGGAGGUCCUUUACGUGGAACAGCUGCUUUGUUGUGUGCAAGCAUUGAUUGAAGUAUGCCAGGAACACUGCCAAGAAAUUUGCUUGCAGCUCAUGAAAGUUUUGGUGACGGUGAUGGCAGUACCGAGCUCUCAGCACCUUAAAGAGAAGGCAGAAGAAACAAUGUGUUCAUUAGCUGAAGUGCAGCAAUUGGAUGGAUUCCUUUCUCUCUACAAGCAGCAUAUCCUUCAGCUUCUGGAAUGGGUCUCAGUGUCACACGACAGUUGGACUUGCUAUUCUCCAGAAAUAUUACAGUUAGAAGUCAUUGCAACUCAUUCAGGUCCUGUCAUAGGCGAAGCUCUCCAUGACUUUAUUCUCAUCCUUAAGACGUGUCUUCAGCCAAACAAAGAUCCCCAGAUGCGCUUAAAACUCUUCACUGUUCUAUCAGAGUUGCUCCAGAAAGCCAAUGAAACCGUCAAUUCUCAGGGGCUGUUCCCUAGCUACCUGGAGGUUGUGAUAAAGGACGUCCUGGCUCCUAAUCUGCAGUGGCAUGCUGGGAGGACAGCAGCUGCCAUCCGCACCACAGCUGUGUCGUGCCUUUGGGCCCUUAUUCACUGCCAGAUGCUUGCACCAGAAGAGAUCUUAAAAGUCAAAGAUGCACUAAUGCCCCACGUUAUUGCUGCCAUGGAUGAAGACUCCAAAAUCAGCCGGCUGCUGGGCUGCCGCAUUGUUGGGAGUAUUUUAAAAGCCUGUGGGAGGCAAUUCGAUGAAAUCCAGCUUGGCAAGACUUACCCGGAAGUUUUAAAGCGUCUGGAUGAUGCGUCGCCUGAUGUCCGACUGACCGCUGCUCACACCUUAACGAACUGGUUUGAAUGCUUGAAGGACAGCGAUGUGAAAUCUGCAAUGAAAAGUCACAUUGAGUUUCUGUACCAAGAGCUGUUGAUACACCUGGAUGACCAAGAUCCAAACACCCAAAAUGCAGUCCUAGAAGUAUUGAAAGAAGGAAGCGUUUUAUAUCCAGAACUGCUUGUGAGAGAAAUUGAAGCAGCUAUCCAAAAGCAUCGAACACCAGUCUAUUGUAACCAACUACUACAUCACAUUCAGUCCGCCAGAGAGCCAGCUUCGUGAAUCGGUUCCACAAGUCUUUUUAGUGAGCUGCAGUUGGAAUCUGUAUGAUCUGGAUUGCUUUCAUGUUUCAUUUGCUCAAGGUAGGCUGAGCAGUAAAUAGAUUUUUUUUCUUUAGACGUUCAGUAUUACUUCAUUUAGAACUCAGGUUGGCACAGCUCUACGUUCUUUGCCAUUUGAGCAGUUCUUUGUAUUUACUAUCAAUAAAACAAUGUUUUAAUUCUCUUUGCACUGGAAGCUUUCUAGAUAAAAGGUUUAAAAGAGGACUAUUUUUCAAGAAUUUGACACUGUUUCUAUUUGUGAAAGAUCAUUUAUUUUAAAAAGUAAUAGUCUAAUGUCAAAGAUAUUUAUGUUGUUCAGUGAGGAUUCAGUCUUCCAAGGAGCAUUUCAGACUCUGGCUAAUAUUCAGGCUUUGCAGAGUCACAUCGGUGAGGAUCAGUUUGACCAGAAAUAGAGGCAGCCAAACUUCUGUUGCAUAAUGCAGCAGAAUUUUCGUGAUGUUUUGAGUGCUCAUUAUGCUGGAAUAACGGGGACAUAUUCUGAGUAGGUGUCACUAAGGGAGUGUUUUGUAUUGUCAUUGUAUUCUGCUUCAUGAGUGAGAAUAAAGCUGACAUUUUUUAAAUUAAGGGUUGUAUGUGGAAGAAAAUGUGCUUUUUGUCAUUUAGACUACCAGUAUUUGUGUUGCAUUAAUUAAACAUAUAGUAUCUGCA
Molecule: messenger RNA, 3243 nt
Organism: Numida meleagris (helmeted guineafowl)
Lineage: Eukaryota; Metazoa; Chordata; Aves; Galliformes; Numididae
Gene: DNAAF5
Product: dynein axonemal assembly factor 5
Exons: 13
Coding region: 32-2536 (834 amino acids)
Biological process (GO): inner dynein arm assembly; outer dynein arm assembly; cilium movement
Cellular component (GO): cytoplasm
Molecular function (GO): dynein intermediate chain binding
Source: RefSeq, a predicted model, not a curated record